UUGACGCAAUGUUUGCACCAACAGGAAGCAACAAGACUAUAUGCAUGGCAGGAGGAAGUGUCGGUGUACAUGACAGUAUCAGAGCAGCUCACCCCAUCUUCCUGAGGCUCCACGUAGAGCUCAUCACCGAUCCUGGACAGAGAAUGGAUGGCUUUGGCCAGCACUGGACGAGUCUGAGGAACGCUGCCACGCACCGUCUCUCCUCCCAUCACCAUUGAUAUAAAUGGCUGUUGCUGAAGAGGUGUGACUAAAACAACAUUUGCGUCCUGAAACUACGGACGUUUGGUGAAAGAGAAAUUACAUGAGAGGACUAAAGUCGGGGACAGUUUUGUGUUUGGUUAAGCUUUGCGCCAAAACAACACAAAAAGAGACAGACUGCUGCUGAAAGCUUUGUGGAUUAUGGAGGAUUGGAGCCAGUAUGAAAGCGAAACAUCCAUGAGAAGAAUUACUAUUCUAGCUGAGGAAUUUAAACCGUAGGAGAUGGACCUGGACAUGUUAUAUUUACGUUGAGAAACUCUCAAGAAGAUAAUGGAAAAAGAUUGGAAUAUGAAAACAGAGGGAAACCACCAUCACAGGAGUGUUAAGGUCUGACAUGAAUCCAUGAGAAGAAUUACUUUAUUGACUAUAUUGUUGUGUUGACACUCAUUGUUGACUUGAUACACAGCAGUUCUGUUCCUAGAUGUCUCAGUCACAUGAUCCAAAAGACAAUCAGGCGAUGCUGCAGUCCAUGCUGCAGAGACUGAAGCUCCAGCCGGGAAAAGAGGCCCAGGCAUACCUGCACACACCUGUACCCACCACAGCUGCUUGGGGGCAAGGUGGAGAAAGAGGAGCCUCCAACCUCCAGAAAGUAAACAGCAGUCCUGUAAAUGGCUUUGAGCUCGGUAAAAAUGGUAUCCCAUCAAAACUGUUUGGGAUCUCUGCUGCGAAAAGUAACUUUGGCCUGAGACGUGGGGAAAUACAACUACCAGGCCAUAGCUGUGAAGUGGACAGGGGUCUUAUUUCCUCCCCCUCCCAGAAAGACAACAUUGAUGCUGACACGGGUGAGGAAAGGGUGUUGGGACAGGCGACUCAGCCUGGUAUCACCCCAACAGGAACAGGGCAGCUGUUUCCUGCUGAAUCACUUAAGGAUGCUGAUAUCACUUCCUUUGAGAGGACUGAUGGGGCGAGGGGGAGUUCUGGCGGUUCUGCAAUGUCAAGGCACAUCCCGAGCAAUAAUGAUGGUGUCACAAGCACGGGACAGAAUCAGGACCAGGACCAGAGUUUUACAUCCAAAGUCUACAUGUGGGCCUUAAAGCCCAACGAUGCACAUAUUGGCACACAAAUUCAAGAGAAUGAAGCAUUGUAUAUGGGAAACGGAGGAUUUGGAGCUUUGGCCAAAAAUAAGGACAUGCAGAUUGUUGCGACGGACAGCGGCUCAAGAAGAAAACAGCUAUCGUCUGAGAAUAAAACGAGGAGAUGGACUCAGAAGAUCAAGGAGAGAUGGAGGGACAGGCCGGGGAGUUUUGGCAAUAAAGGAAAAAAAGGAGGAACAGCAGACCAGAAGAGCGAUCAAAGACCUGAAAUUUCACAUCAAAACCAGCUGUUGACAGCGGAAAAUGUCAUCAACACAUCGAAUAAGGUGGAAGAAGGGACCCUUCCUUCACUCGACAGCAGUGAUCCCAGUAACGCUCCUCCUACACACACAGAAGACGGCACUGAUGAAGUAUUUUUGAGUUCCAGAUCAACCAGCGACUUUGAGUGUGGCCUGGGCUCCUUCAGCUUGCUGGAGGAGAUCGUCAUGGGUCAAGAGUGGGCCAGGUUCCUAAACCCCAACCAAUCAGCCGCCUCGGCCAAUCAGAGACCGUCAGAACUCAAAUUCCCACCAAAUCCUCAUGAUAGUGGUCAAUCAUCUCUGAUUUUGAACCAACAAGGAGGUGUGAAGAACCAGUGGGGCUUCAAGGGAACUGAGGCAUCCCCAGAUUUAGAUUUCAGCAGGGCACAAAUAUCGCCUGAUGCUUUCCAACCUGUCAGCAUGGACGUUUCAGAAGGAAAACAAGCUGCAGUACGCGACGUUCACAGUAAGGCCCAUCCAUCAGAACCAAUGGAGCAUGGACACACCCGUAGACCUCCUUGGUUUGUAGAGCCUAAAUUUAUUCUGGAAAACUCAGCGCUGAGGAGCAGAAUCUCCCUCAACAGGAAGAGACAGCAUCAUAGAGACGAGAUGCUUCACAUGGAGAGAAUAAGUGAUGGAGAAGAGGCAGACAGAGAGGGGUUCAUGUCUUCAAUGAGCCUAACAAGCAACCACGUGAUGGAGGAGACAGGAGAGUCACAGCGUAUUAACCUCAGGCCUUUAUACAUCCUAAACUCUCCUCCUCCAUCUCUCUCUCGUUUCACCCCUUUUGCUCCUGCACCCCGGGGUGUCCUCAAACACUCCAAAUCCCAGGAUUCACAGUCCUCAAUGGAAACUGUGACGAAAAGGAGGCGAGUUGAGGAGAACCGGCGGGUUCGUUUUUCAGAGGAGGUGGUUGCAAUAGCGCCCCCAGAGCUAGAGUCGUAUGCUACAGACUCGCAGGAGGAUUCGGAAGAAGAGGAGGACUCUGUGGCAGAGCAGUGUGAGGAGGAGCAGGCAGCGAUAGAGGAGGUGGCAGCAGCAGCAGCAGCACGCCGGUCUGCUCUCCCUGCCUGGAUACGGGCUCUGAAGAGGAGGAACACAAGGAGGAAGCACAGAUAGAGACUGCAAGACUGCAACUUCUUUUGGUUCUUUCUGGACACUUAACGUUUCUUAAUGCUCCUCAUCCGUCUCCAGAUCACCACAGCUCAAAAUGAUAAUUGAUCAAGUGUUGAGAGUAUUUCAAACCUUUGCAAUAGAGCCAGAAUUGUUUCCCCUAAGCUGUUUUUUUAUCCAUGCUCUUCUUUCUGUCUGUCUAUCUAGACUGGAUUAUGUAUUACAUAAUCUCAAUAUGGAUAAUAUAAGCAUAAUAAAAGUUGAGUCGAUUUGGUUACUGGAGUAAAGCUUUUAUCAGAAAUGCUGUGCUCCUCCCCCCCUCCUUCAAUGUCACACUGGCCAGCAGCAGACUGUCUCUCGGUAAUGGCUCCCUGUCCGGCCAUCCUGGGAAAUUAAUCCCAGAGGAGGAAAACUAAUUUGAGCUGAAGCAGUGGCUGCAGACUGUUGGUGGUUUCUGGUCGUCUGCUGCUCUCUGCUCAGCUCUUGAAGUGCUGAAACCUUAUUUUGAAGCCAUUUGCUGGCAGUCAUCACUUAUAGGAUAGUACACCCUGACAAUAUUAUCAGCCUCUGUUUACGUUUUUAAACUGUAGCUACAGUGAUGCUUCCAUUUGAGUGUUGCAACAUGGGAGACAGAGAAGCUAUAAGACAAAUAUUGAAGAAAUAGUUUGAUAUUUGGGAGAUAUUUAUUUGCUUUCUUUGUGUGAGCCAGAUGAGAAGAUUGAUACCACUCUCAUGUUUGCAUGAGAUUGUAUGUUUAACCCAGAUCCCUGCUGGCUGCUAGUCUGGUACAUAAACCCUGUAAAACCUCACCCUCAGUCUUUGUGCUAAGCUGUAGUUCAUAUUUACUGUACGGAUUGUUAUCCUGGAAAUGGGUGCUGGGAACUGUGUGUGUGUUUGUCGACAUUGUCCCCUCAACAUGAAAAACUAGAGAACAUAUUCAAAAAGAAAACAUCCUCCAGCCACAUUUAUCUAUUCUUCUUCUUCUUAUCUCCUCUUGCUGUUAUAAUAGUCUGAAGACAAUUUGUUCAGUCUGAGCACAGACGAGCUGCAGCUUUGCUUGAAAGAUUGACCAGAGGAAACAUUCAUAGAGUACUUUAUAGUGAUGUGUAUCAUAUUCUGUCAUUUCCAUUAUAUUGAUUUGUGUGAUUAAAUUAGUACAUUAAACUUUGUGGCUAACUGCUAUCCAUUCCUCUGCGGCCUCCCCUCACAGCUAUCUUCUCCCGUAAAUCACUGUCAGAGCCAUUAAGAGGCUCUUUAGCUGAUCUAUUAGUGCUCUGGUCACCGUUUAUAGUGGAGCAAUGGGCGGGUGGGGGGGGGGGUUACUAAAAAUACAGUAUGUGACGCAAAGAGCAAGAAAUACUGACAAUCACCUAAACCAGAGAAAUAAAUAGAGGAACAAAGAAUGAAAAUGCCAUUUUGGAUUGAAAGAAAGGAGAAAGAUUUGUCCAUUAGUCAGUACAGUAACAUCUACUGCAUGUCAUCGCAAAGAAGUGGACUAAUAAUGGACCAUUUGUAAACCUCAAACCACACACACAUUUAUCCCUCUGCAGACCCUCUCAUAACACACACACACACACACACACACACACACACCAUUAUUUACCAUGUCUUUACACCAUUUGGAGACUCUUUAGUGCUUUUAUUUGUGCAGGACAGAAAAGAAGGGUGGUGAGGGUGUGAACAUGACAUAAAAGAGAAAUUCUCCAAAAUGUUACGCAAAUAAUUUAUUCUCAGCACUGUUUUUUUUUUAUAUUGAACAUGUUUUUUUAAUUCUGGCUCGUUCGAGCAAAGCUAACAGGAAACGAGAAGGGGAUUUGUUCAGCUCUAAUAUGUUUGGCUGACAAACAUGAGGUUGCAGUUCAUUGUAGCUGUAAAAUGAAACUCUGACAAUAAAAUAACAUGUUUACUACUGUA
Messenger RNA from Anarrhichthys ocellatus (wolf-eel), 4618 nucleotides. RefSeq lists its product as uncharacterized. The record is from RefSeq and is a predicted model, not a curated record. The transcript is spliced from 7 exons. The coding region runs from base 680 to 2710 and encodes 676 amino acids. Lineage: Eukaryota; Metazoa; Chordata; Actinopteri; Perciformes; Anarhichadidae.